UCUUCCUCCGUCCGAAUACUUCACUUAAAACCCUCUAUGGCAUAUCAAAUGCUAUAUAAUGACACAUUAUUAGCGUUUUUAACUAUUCUUAAACUACAUUACACCUCAUCACAUAAUUUAAUUCGAGAGUGAGGGAGUCGUGGAAGGCAUCAGAGCUAGAUUAAGGAACAAUUGUGGGAGUGAAGCGAGGGGUUCGAGAGGCGCCCAAGUUGGCGUCCAGGGAGGGGUCAGGCAGGCACCUGCUCCAGAGAGACAAGCCCCUACGCCAUGCUCCUCACCUGAUCUACCCCUCCUCUCCUGCCCAUCAUGGAGAUGGUGUCAUGGAUGAGGGCGGCGUGGGUGGUGAUGGUGGUCGUGGGCGGCGUGGGCGGCCAGCGCCUCCUCAACAUAGGUGGGAUCUUCCCAAUCGGUGGAUCGGACGGCUGGCAAGGCGGCCAGGCGUGUCAGCCAGCGGCCAUGUUGGCUAUGGACGACGUCAACAAACGGCCAGAUCUUCUGCCAGGGUACACGCUCCACCUCGCUUGGAAUGAUUCCCUGUGCGAGCCGGGGCUGGGGGCGGCGGUGAUGUACGACCUGCUCUACAACCCUCCCACCAAGCUCAUGCUCCUGGGCGGCUGUUCUACCGUGUGUACCACCAUCGGGGAGGCGGCCAAGAUGUGGAACCUUGUCGUGUUAUCGUACGGGUCGAGCUCACCGGCGCUGAGUGAUCGCCAAAGGUUCCCGACAUUCUUCAGGACGCACCCGUCAGCCACCGUCCACAACCCCACCAGGAUCAGGGUCAUGCAGAAGUACAACUGGUCUCGGGUCGCCAUUAUCCAGCAGGCCGAAGAAGUGUUCAUUUCGACGGUGGAGGACCUCGAAGUGAGGUGCAAGGACGCGGGGAUCGAGAUCGUCACCCGUCAGAGCUUCCUCACCGACCCGACGGACGCCGUCAGGAACCUGAAGCGCCAGGACGCCCGGAUCAUCGUGGGGCUCUUCUACGUCAGCGCCGCCAGGAGGGUCCUCUGCGAGAUCUACAAGAACCAUCUUUACGGCAAAAGCUACGUCUGGUUACUCAUUGGCUGGUACGAGGACAACUGGUUCGAGAACCACCUGCAGGAGGAGAACGUGAACUGCACGAAGGAGGAGAUGAGGGAGGCGGCGGAGGGCCACCUCACCACUGAGGCUCUCAUGUGGAAUAAGGACAAUGAGAAGACCAUCUCUGGCAUGACUGCUGGAGACUUCCGGCUACGCUUGAACCAGGCGUUGAUUGACCGGGGCUACGAGAACCAGAGUACUCCUGUUGGCUACCAGGAAGCCCCGCUUGCUUACGACGCCAUCUGGAGUGUGGCUCUGGCGCUCAACAAGACGAUGGAGCGCCUGGCAGCCGUCAACAAGUCCAUUGAGGAGUUCACCUACACCAAUAAAGAAAUCGCCGCCGAACUCUACAAGGCCAUGAAUGCCACUCAGUUCCUCGGGGUGUCGGGCCGCGUAGCCUUCAGCACCGACGGGGACAGGAUCGCGUGGACGCAGGUCGAGCAGAUGAUCGACGGACGCUACCACAAGCUGGGCUACUUCCACGUCCAGACCGACAACCUCACCUGGUUCAACAGAGAACAGUGGCAAGGAGGGAAGGUGCCGCAGGACCGGACGAUAGUGCGGCGGCAACUGAGGACGGUGUCUCUGGGCCUCUUCAUCAGCAUGUGCACCAUCAGCGCCGUGGGCGCCGUGUGGGCGCUCCUUCUGCUUGUCUUCACCUUCGUCCACAGAGACCGCAGACUGAUCCAGCUGUCGCACCCGGCGUGCAACAACAUCACUCUGGUUGGGAUCGUCAUCUGCCUGGGUUCGAUCUUCCUGCUGGGUCUCGACGGACAGUUCGUCAACCAGCAACAGUUUCCUACGGUGUGUGGGCUGCGGGCCUGGUGUCUCUCGCUCGGCUUUACUCUCGCCUACGGGGCCAUGUUCUCCAAGAUCUGGCGCGUCCACAGACUAACUACUAAGACCAAAAUAGAAAAUAAGCGGGUGGAGCCGUGGAAGCUGUACGUGAUGGUGGGAAGCCUGGUGGUGGUGGACGUGAUCGUGCUGAGCGUGUGGCAGGCGGUCGACCCCCUGCAGAGGAAGCUCGAGGAGUUCCCGCUGGAGAAGCCCCUGGACGCCGUCGAGGACAUCAAGAUCAAGCCAGAGCUGGAACACUGCGAGAGUAAAUACAGCACCAUCUGGCUAGGACUGCUGUACGGGUACAAGGGUCUCCUGCUCAUCUUCGGUCUCUUUCUGGCCUACGAGACGCGAAGCAUCAAGCUCAAGCAGAUCAAUGACUCCAGAUUGGUGGGGAUGAGCAUCUAUAACGUGGUGGUGCUGUGUCUGAUCACCGCUCCGGUGACUUUGGUCAUCUCUACCCAGCAGGACGCCUCCUUCGCCUUCGUCUCUCUCGCCAUCAUCUUCUGCUGCUUCCUCUCCAUGGCCCUCGUCUUCGUCCCUAAGAUCGUGGAGACCAUCAGACACCCGGGCGAGCGAGUGGAGUCGACGGGGGACACCGCCCCUAGCAAGGAGGAGGAGGAGAGGUACCAGAAACUCAUCCACGAGAACGAAGAAAUGCAGAGGCUCAUUGCGGAGAAGGAGGAGAAGAUCCGUCUCCUAAAGCUGAAGCUACAGGAGCGAGCCGCCCUCAGAAGCAGGGAACAGCAGCAGCAACAGCUCCUGUCAUCAGAGAACCACGUAGUGGGGAUGGACUCCUCCCACCAGAUGCGCCUCCGUCAGAUUUCCGGAGACUCCCAGAAGGAUACUGUAGCCUUGCUCAGCGCCGAUAUUGAGCUCUAUUACGGCAGUGGUCGGCCCGCCGUCAGGAUCGUCACCCCAGACCCGUCCUCCGCUGGAGAUCAUGCAAUGGUGCCAAGGAUCAACUUCGAUAUCUCGGAGUCCUACCUGUGAAGGCCUCCUGGGGCCACUGCUCCCAUGGGCCAAUGGGCCAUCAGAUCAGUGGACCAAUAGACCAUUAGACUUGCGGACCAUAGGAUCAUUUUAUCCAAUGGAUUGUUGAAUCCGUGGGCCACUGACACGCUGAAUCCAUAUAUCACGAAUCAGUGGAUCACUUAACCCUUGGAGGCCAUUGCACUAAGGUCAAAUGAGUCACUGUACCUUUGAAACAAUAGAUUGCUUGACCCGCGAAUCAGUGGACCAGUACGCUUCAUGGGUCCAUGGACAUCUGGACCAAUAAGUCACUGAAUCCAUUGACCGUGAAUUAGUGAACCACUGGCCCUAUGGCCCAGUGAAUCACUUGACAUAUGGAUAAAUCCAUUGAUCAGUGGCCCAAUGAAUCCAUGGAAUUGGGUAAUGAUCAAAUGAAACAUUGGACCCCAUGUACUAUGAACCAAUGUGCUAUUGGAUCCAUGUACUAUGAACAAAUGUACUAUUGGUUCCAUGGACUAUGACCCAUUGAGCUAUUGGAUUAAGGGACUACCAGCUGGAUUUCCAAACAGUUAUUAGCUAAGAGUAGUAGACCGCUGAGUCAAUGGGUCAAUGAACCGCUGGACCUCUGGAUCGAUGGAUCAACGAGCCACUGGACCUUUGGAUCAAUGGAUUAUGAGGCAUUGGACCUUUGGAUCAAUUGAUCAAUGAGCCAAUAGACUUCUAAAUCAAUGGAUCAAUGAGCCACUGGACUUCUGAAAGAAUGAGCCGUUGGAUUUCUUAAUCAAUGGAUCAGUUAGCCAUUAGACUUCUGAUCAAUGGAUCAGUGCGCCACUAGACCUCUGAUAAAUGGAUCAGUGAGCUACUAAACCUCUGAAUCAAUGGAGCUUCUAAACUUCUGGAUCAAUGGAUUAAUGAGCCACUAGACCUGUGGAUCAAUGGAUCACUGAACUAUAUGUAUCUCUGAAAACUGGUCCUCAAUCAAAGGGCUCUCAUAUCUUUACAUUUGUCACACGGCGUAAUAAUAACAGUAUUACCACAAAUACAAA
This is a messenger RNA of Procambarus clarkii (red swamp crayfish), 3932 nucleotides long. It is a transcript of the gene GABA-B-R1, whose product is annotated as gamma-aminobutyric acid type B receptor subunit 1. NCBI's taxonomy places the organism in Eukaryota, Metazoa, Arthropoda, Malacostraca, Decapoda, Cambaridae. Gene Ontology annotation, biological process: gamma-aminobutyric acid signaling pathway; G protein-coupled receptor signaling pathway. The record is from RefSeq and is a predicted model, not a curated record. Gene Ontology annotation, cellular component: G protein-coupled receptor heterodimeric complex; membrane. Gene Ontology annotation, molecular function: G protein-coupled GABA receptor activity.